CGGAAGUGGCGCCUGCAGAGGCGAGCGCGGCGGCGGCGGCCAUGGCCUCCAGCAAGCGGGUUCUCUACGUGGGUGGGCUGGCCGAAGAGGUGGACGAGCGGGUGCUGCACGCGGCCUUCAUCCCCUUCGGAGACCUCACCGACAUCCAGAUCCCGCUGGACUACGAGACCGAAAAACAUCGAGGCUUCGCUUUCAUUGAAUUUGAGCUGGCCGAGGAUGCUGCAGCUGCCAUUGACAACAUGAACGAAUCUGAGCUGUUUGGAAGGACCAUCCGUGUCAACCUGGCCAAGCCAAUGAGGAUCAAAGAAGGCUCCUCCCGUCCAGUCUGGUCAGACGAUGACUGGCUGAAGAAGUUUUCGGGAAAGACACUUGAGGAGAAUUUGGAAGAAGGGGGAGCCGCGGCAGCCUGCUCAGAGGUUCAAGAGGGAGAACCACCAGUGAAAAAAUCCAGGACCAACCCCCAAGUUUACAUGGACAUCAAGAUUGGAAAUAAGCCUGCAGGUCGAUUGCAUAUUCUCUUGCGGUCGGAUAUUGUCCCGAUGACCACUGAGAACUUCCGCUGUCUUUGCACACACGAGAAAGGCUUCGGCUUUAAGGGGAGCAGCUUUCACCGGAUUAUCCCCCAGUUCAUGUGCCAGGCUGGAGAUUUCACCAACCACAAUGGUACCGGCGGGAAAUCUAUCUACGGGAAGAAGUUUGAUGAUGAAAACUUUAUCCUAAAGCACACGGCACCAGGGUUGCUGUCCAUGGCCAAUUCUGGCCCCAACACCAACGGCUCCCAGUUUUUCAUCACUUGCGACAAGACCGACUGGCUGGAUGGGAAGCACGUGGUCUUUGGAGAGGUGACCGAAGGAAUGGACGUGAUGCGGCAGAUUGAGGCUCAAGGCAGCAAAGAUGGGAAACCAAAGCAAAAAGUCAUCAUCUCCGAUUGUGGUGAAUUCCUCUGAACGUGGCCGCAAGCAGAUGCUGGUUGGGAAUGCUGGAUGAUGGGAAGAGACCAAACAGCCUCGCCUCGCUCUGAAUGGAAACUGGGGGGCUUUUCUAAGCAUUCAGCCUGACUCUGUAUUAUGUGUUCAGAACUGUAAAACUGGGAGAGAGAACUUUUGUACAUAAUUUCCCCCCCGCCCCCCCCAUAAAAGUACACGUAUUUUUACAACA
Molecule: messenger RNA, 1158 nt
Organism: Pseudonaja textilis
Lineage: Eukaryota; Metazoa; Chordata; Lepidosauria; Squamata; Elapidae
Gene: PPIE
Product: peptidylprolyl isomerase E
Biological process (GO): protein peptidyl-prolyl isomerization; protein folding
Cellular component (GO): cytoplasm; mitochondrion
Molecular function (GO): cyclosporin A binding; RNA binding; peptidyl-prolyl cis-trans isomerase activity
Source: RefSeq, a predicted model, not a curated record